Molecule: messenger RNA, 1914 nt
Organism: Ochotona curzoniae (black-lipped pika)
Lineage: Eukaryota; Metazoa; Chordata; Mammalia; Lagomorpha; Ochotonidae
Gene: LCA5L
Product: lebercilin LCA5 like
Exons: 7
Coding region: 361-1914 (517 amino acids)
Biological process (GO): intraciliary transport
Cellular component (GO): axoneme
Source: RefSeq, a predicted model, not a curated record
GUGGUCGAUCCCACAAAGCCAGCUCUGGACGAGCACUUCCCCAGCGUGGUGCUGGAGCCCAGCGGGGCGCCCACGGCGCGGCCGGGCAGCCUGUCCAGGGACAGCCUGGCGUCCGACAAGAGCGUGGACUACAGCAGGUCACAGUGCUCCUGCAGCAGCCUCAGCUCCCGCUGCGACUACUCGGAAGACUUCCUCUCCGAGUGUUCUGAGACCAAGAGGAGAAACUGCUCGGAGCAGCCCGCGGGCAAAGGAAAGGGGGAGAAGAAAAGAUGCAACAUCCCCACACAGAAAGGCCGGAAGGAAGUCUCAUUUGAAAAAAAGCACACCUGGAACACAUCAUUUUUAAAUUCCCAAAUCAAUAUGAUUACCCAGAGAAGAGAUGCAAUGGCUCAACGCAUACUGUCAGCACGGAUCCGCAAGAUCAAAGAACUGAAGAACGAACUGGCUGACAUACACCGGAAGCUAGAGGCCAUCGUCAUAGAGAACCAGUUUUUAAAACAACUUCAGCUCAGACACUUGAAAGCUAUAGGAAAAUACGAGAAUUCCCAGAAUAACCUACCUCAGAUUAUGGUUAAACAUCAGAAUGAGGUAAGAAAUCUAAGGCAGCUACUUAGGAAAUCCCAGGAAAAGGAAAGAGUCAUUUCCAGGAAGCUCAGAGAGACUGACAGCGAGUUACUGAAGACCAAGGACGCGCUGCAGGCUCUGCAGAAACUGUCGGAGGAUAAAAACCUGGCGGAGAGGGAGGAACUGACACACAGACUGUCAAUCCUGACAUCCAAAAUGGAGGCCAACGACAAGAAGAUACAGAGCCUGGAGAAGCAGCUAAGGCUCAACAACAGAGCCUUUAGCCGGCAGCUGGCCACCGAAAACCGCAAGACCCUGACAGCCCAGACAGCCACCAAGAGCCUGCAGAUGGAAGUGAGGCGCCUCCAACAGAAGCUUAAGGAGAAGGACCGUGAGCUUGAAAUUAAAAACAUCUAUACUAACAGAAUUCUUAAAAAUCUGCUUGAGAAAGAUGAGUAUCCAAAAGCCGUUUCAACCAAAUCGGUACAAGCAGACAAAAAAAGCUUGCCGUCCGUCAGUGUGCGACACCAAGAGACGCAGAAGUCGGCAGAGCUCUCGGGCCUGAGCGCGAAGGAUAAAAAAGCAACAAGAAACAUUGGCCAGAAAGAAAAAAUAAUUGAAAUUAAUUAUGAAAUUCCUCAUUGUAUCAGUAAACUACCAAACAAAGAAGAUUCUAAGAGAAAACAUGAAGCUAUACCGAAGGAAGAGAAACAUCUGGAAGCGCAGGCACCUCUGGAGAAUACCGGAAGGCAGAGAGAGAAGAAGGAAGACCUGGAGAAGAACACCGCUUCAGGGAAAGAAAAGCCAGAGAGCCCGCCAGCACGGAGAAGUGAGGAGGGCCAGGAGGGAGCAGGUGAGCAGCGCGAGGAGCCAGGCCAGGCAGAGGCUGCCAGCGCCGCGGGGCCCUGGAGGCCCAGGAAGCGCUACUCCUUCACCGAAACCAUCGAGAACCUGCACCACGGCCUGCCCACGUCGGGCGCCACGAGAUGCCACCACGGCCCCGGCGCACGCCACAGCCACCCGGGGGACGCGAGGCUGGAGCCCUGCGCCGGCGCCUACGAGCCCUCCUUCGGGAAGUCUUCCAGAACCAAGGCCAGAGACGCGGCCUUCCGAGAUAAGAAGAGCAGUCUCAUGGAGGAACUCUUCGGAUCGGGCCAGGUCUUCCAGCACGGCCAGGCGAGCAGCGGCGUCCCGGGCGCGUGUGAGACACCCAAGCCCAAGGCGAUGGCCCGGCUGCCGCCCAGCCAGGCGUCGGCCAGCAACGCUUUCGGGGAUUCUAAGGUAACGGUCGUGAACUCUGUGACGGCGUCGUCUUCACCCACAGAAGAAACGAGAAAGAUACUUAUUUAA